AUUUGUCUCGUCUGUGUGUGAUGAUGAUCAUCAAAGCCUCAAAGGUGUGUUGGAGAAUGUCGAAGGCUGGUACCAUACUCGUGAUUCAUAGCGACAGUACAACAUUGCAUUCCAAUAAAUAAUAAACUUAAUAAUAUAUUUUUAACAAUUAAAAAUAUUAUUUAAAUUUAAUUGUUGUUGUUGUUUUUAAAAGUAUACAGGUGAUAGUUAUUAUUAGUUAAUUGUGAUGAUUGAUGUAAGAUCAAAUUGACAAUGUUGUGAUUUUUUUUAUUAUAAUUUUUUUAAUAAAAAUAAUAACAAUAGACGUCAUUAUUGUUUGGAGUGUUUUUUAUUUUUGGUGACAGUGCAAAUGUAUUAUUUCAUUCGGAGUUUAAAUAUAUGCUGAGUUGAGAAAAAAAAUUGAAAAAAAAUCAGAUAAUAAUAAUAAAUUUUUUUAAAAAAAAAGAGGCGUUAUUUGAUUAAAUAUAGGAUGGUAAUCUCUCAAUAUACAACGGAACAAUGUUCAGUGUCAAGCAGUGGUGUUUAUGAAACAAAUAGUACCAGUGACAUUGACGAAAUAAAUCGUCAAAAUAUAACAUCAACAAGUACUCAAUUAACUAAUAACAACAACGACAAUAAUGCAUCAAGUGAUAAUUUGAUAAAAUCAAUAAAUGAUGUUAAUAAAAUUGAAAACAUCGAAACGACAAAUAUUGUUGGCCGUAAAUUGGUCAACAUUAAAAUUCCCUCGACAGGAUGCAAAAGUCAAAGUGGUCCACCCUCAUUAUCAACAACAAAUGAUGAUUUAGAAAAUAAUAAUAAUUCAUUAACUAAAAAUACAUCAACAAAUAAUAAUAAUAAUUCAAAUAAAUUUCAAGAAGAAAGUUACGAGGGUUUUGGAUACGCAAGAGUUGAUGCUGAUAUUGAUACUGAAAUUGAAACUCCAAAUGAUGAAGCCAAUUGUUCAACACCAUCACCAACAAAUGGUCUACAAUCUUUUGGAAAAUUAAAUAGUGCAGUUAGUCCAAGCUCAACUCUUGGUCGCCAUACUUGGCUAAGAACUUCAUUGAGAAAAGCUCCUUCUAGUUUGACCUCUGGAAGAUCAGCAAGACAACUUGGAUCCAACGCCUUAGCUAGUCAACUUUAUCGAAGUGGAAGCUUCAAUAGUUCUGGCAGAGGUUCAACUUGUGACGCUACUGACGAUAUGUACAGUGACGUGUCACUUGAAGACGACGUUAUGAUUGAUCUAAAUCACCGGGUAAGAAUGAUUCAAGAACAAAUGGAUAAUCUUGUUGACACUCAAUCAGUUAGUGGUGAGCGUUAUGCAAGGGUCAAAGAAGAAAAUGCAACACUUCAAGCAAGAAUAUUGAUGCUUGAAGAAGCUGCUAAAGAUACAGAAGCUAGAGCUGAUGAAAAACUUCAGUCUGAACAACGAAGACAUCGUGAAUGGACAAGUAGAAUUGAACGUGAAAAACAAUUACAACUUGAAAAUUGUGCAAUGAAAAUACAAACACUUGAAAUUGAAAUAAUAAAUUUACGUGAACAAUUAACAAGAAUACGUGAACAAUAUGAUAGUGAAAAAAAAGAAAAAAUAAAAUUAGAAAAUUUAUUAGAUGAUGCAAAUACAGCAUUACGUAAUUCACAAGAUAAUGAAAAACAAUUAUUAAUAAAAACAAAUGAAAUGAAAAUAUUACUUGAUACUGCUAAAGAUGAAUUAACAUUAAAAAAUAAUGAUCGUCAAAGAAUUGAAAGUUUAUUAUUAGAAGUUGCUAAUUUAAAUGUUAAAAAUAAAAAUUUAGAAGAAUCAAGAGAUGAAUUACAAGCAGCAGCUGCUGCAUUACAUGCUGGUAGAGAAUUAUUAAUGAUGAAUCCAUUAAUUGGAUAUGAUAAAAAUCCAAAAAGUCUUGCUGCUGAAUUAACUGAUGAGCUUGAUGGUGAAUUAAAAAAUGACACAAGCACACCACGCACAAUUGGUGAAUUAGAAAAAGCAUUAAAAGAACAACAAGAUGUUAAUGCACAGCUCAAAGGAUAUAUUGAUAAUAUUCUUUUGAAUAUUGUAGAAAAUUAUCCCCAUUUACUUGAAGUUAAACAACCCAAUUUAUAAAUUUUAUUUUAUCCACUUUGACUGUGCUCAAAUAAUUAUUUUUAUAUUGAGUACAUUAACUAGUUAAUUGCCAACGUAAAAAAAAAUAAACGAAAAUCAAGCUAAUCCGUCCUGAAACGAUUAAAAUAAAAAAAAAAAAAUUGUGUGAUUACUAAUUUUAUUGUCCAAUUGUUUUGCUUUUUUUUUUUAGUUCAGUUUGGCACUGUAUUAUAGAAAAAAAGACAAAUAACUUUAGCAGAUUUAAUGACUGACUUUAUUGAUGAUCAAGCAUGAUCUGCCGAUGGUCUUUCCAAUAUUAAUUUAAUUUUUAAUUAACUCGACAAUAUUAUUUCUUAAUUAAAUCAUAAAUAUUAAUAAUUAAAUAUUUAAUUAAACAAUUAACAAACAAUGAUAAAUUUGUUUUAAUUUUCAUGACAUAAUGUUUUUUUUUAAUUAAAAUUUUCAUAUGGUGAUGGUGUCGAAUUGCAUAAAAAAAUAAUUAUAUUGUAAUUUUUAAAAUAUAAAAUGACAAGUAUUUGUAAUAAAAAAAUUGGAUAUUAUUAGUGAUACAAUGUAAAUUUAAAAUACUGCAUUAAAAUUUUAAUUAAAUAUGGCUUAUUUACAAUUUACAAUGAUGAUAUUAUAAAUUUGUUUAUAUUAAAUUAUUAUGAUAAAUAAAUUAUAGUAUAUUUUUAAAUAUU
This is a messenger RNA of Aphidius gifuensis, 2760 nucleotides long. RefSeq names its product rab11 family-interacting protein 4 (gene nuf). The transcript is spliced from 7 exons. The record is from RefSeq and is a predicted model, not a curated record. Gene Ontology annotation, cellular component: midbody; recycling endosome membrane; cleavage furrow. Gene Ontology annotation, biological process: endocytic recycling; regulation of cytokinesis. Bases 470 to 2080 code for a protein of 536 amino acids. NCBI's taxonomy places the organism in Eukaryota, Metazoa, Arthropoda, Insecta, Hymenoptera, Braconidae.